Carassius carassius (crucian carp) is the source of this 1048-nucleotide messenger RNA. Its product is annotated as adhesion G-protein coupled receptor G1-like. Bases 482 to 1048 code for a protein of 188 amino acids. The record is from RefSeq and is a predicted model, not a curated record. The transcript is spliced from 5 exons. Lineage: Eukaryota; Metazoa; Chordata; Actinopteri; Cypriniformes; Cyprinidae. Gene Ontology annotation, biological process: adenylate cyclase-activating G protein-coupled receptor signaling pathway. Gene Ontology annotation, molecular function: G protein-coupled receptor activity.
ACACUACUACAAUUGUAUCACCAGAUAUGACAACUCCCUAUUCAACUACUAAUGUCACACCAAAUACGACAACUUCGGAAACAACUACCAGUGUAGCAAGAGAUUUGACAACUCCCUAUUCAACUACUAGUGUCACGCCAGAUACAACAACACCCGAUCCAACUUCCAGUGCUGCACCAGAUAUGGCAAUACCGAACCCAACUAACAGCUUCGCACCAAAUACAACAACUCUCAAACCAACUUCCAGUUUAACAUCAUAUACGACUACUCCCAAACCAACUACAAGUUUUGCAUUGUAUAAGACAACUUCUGACCCAGCUACCAGUUUCACAUCACAUAUGACAACUCCUGGAUAUACUGAUUCUUCAAAGGCAUCGUAAGUGUGCAGUUACCAGUGAAUAUCAAGUCUAAAUCUGGAUCGUAGAAUACAAUGUGAUUCAAUCCAUUUUACAGUGAAGCCUUGGACAAUCUGUAUACUAAGAUGGAAGAGAUGGAAAAAAGCAAUAAAAGCAAUGAGGCAAUUGUCAAGGAAGAUGCUGUUGGUCUUGUUCAUGUUCAAGCCAAGAACACAGAAACAAAAGAGAUCAACAUAUGCUACUCUUCAGACCAUGCUAUGGUUGUUGAGAGCCAAAGUGACAUGAAUACAAACUGUUCCUGGUCUAUAAAGAUUUCCAAGGAAGCUUUAAAUAAAUCACGUCUUGAAAACAAUGGAACUGCAUUUGUUGGAGUUCUACGAUUCUGUAACAUGAGAAAUAAGAAUGAAACUAAAAUUCACACAGUUUUGAACAAUGAGGUUUAUGGAAUCACAAUGAGGGCCAACAUCUCCAACCUUACGGAAAAUAUUGACAUGUACUUUAAAUAUAAAAAUCUGGAUGGAAAUGCAAUCUGUGUUUCUUGGGAUGGCAAAGGAGAACUUAAAUGGACAACAUUCGGCUGUGAGACAAUAAUCAACAACACCACCAUAAAGUGCUCCUGCUCACAUCUGACGUUCUUUGCAGUGCUGAUGGUGAGAAACUUCUCAGAGAAUAACUUAUGUUUUCAUGAUUAA